This is a messenger RNA of Parastagonospora nodorum SN15, 180 nucleotides long. RefSeq lists its product as hypothetical. The transcript has 2 exons. Bases 1 to 180 code for a protein of 59 amino acids. The record is from RefSeq and is a predicted model, not a curated record. Lineage: Eukaryota; Fungi; Ascomycota; Dothideomycetes; Pleosporales; Phaeosphaeriaceae.
AUGGUGCGCGAACAGCGACCUUCUUAUGAGCGGGAAAGAACGACAAUACAGCGGUUUGUCGCACAUGGGCCGCUUGGAUUGGAAGAUCUCCAGUACUCGACCUUGGACCAAGGUCCUAUGGUCUUUGCCAAUAAGUUUGCAGGGGCAAAUAUGCAGCGACAGGACUUCAUGGACUCAUAG